This is a messenger RNA of Plasmodium inui San Antonio 1, 186 nucleotides long. RefSeq lists its product as hypothetical. NCBI's taxonomy places the organism in Eukaryota, Apicomplexa, Aconoidasida, Haemosporida, Plasmodiidae. The transcript has a single exon. The coding region runs from base 1 to 186 and encodes 61 amino acids. The record is from RefSeq and is a predicted model, not a curated record.
AUGGGGUCCUUGGCACAUGGCUCAAUGUGCGUGAUCGACUUUCAAGUACAUAGCUCAGAAAAUGAAAAGAAGACCCCAAAGCAGAAGGUCAAAAUAGUGGUAGACGAAAAGGUAAAGGAAAAGGAAGCCAAAAAGGAGAAAGAGGAAAAGAAACCAAACAAGGACAAAGAGGAUCCCCCCAAGUAA